UCGUCUCGUCCGAGAAAGCGGCAGUUCAAGCCUCUUGAGCCGAUUUGUCCGGGACACUCAAUCGCGCAAGCCCGGCCAGUUUGGUCGCUUUUCAACCCUGUUUCUGACCAAUCACUUCGCCCCCCCCACUUCUCCCAAUUCCCGGUGACUUCUCAUCCUCCCUCUUCGCCCCAUCCCAGUCCCCACCUGCAAUUGAGUCUGUCCAACCGGCACACUCAUCAGCGGCUGUACUUCACUUUUCUCAAUUGCCUUUUCACCUCACUCUGGUCACCAGGCCGUUUGAGGCCUCGUCUCUCCUUGCCCCCAUCUCCUACACGCUCCGAAUUCCCCUCCUUCACACGCAUCAGAGGAGCCUGA
Protopolystoma xenopodis is the source of this 357-nucleotide messenger RNA. Lineage: Eukaryota; Metazoa; Platyhelminthes; Monogenea; Polystomatidea; Polystomatidae. The record is from the annotation of a GenBank genome assembly.